AUGAAGAAAAGCAAGAUACCCAUCGCUCCCACCGCCUUUCCUGAUCAUCAGCUAGGUGCUCCAACAUCUCCAUUGAAGGCCCUUUUCGACAACAAACCUUUACCUGAGGAGGUCCUCCAGCACAUCCUUAAUGAUCUGAAGGACAUCUCUCCAUCCCUCUCCCUGCGCUUGUCACACGAUCUCUACGACGAAUACGUAUCAUCGGUUUAUCGAUCUGUGCGGCUCAGUGGCGACAAUGUAGAAUCCUUCUUAUACGGAGCUAUGAAAACACCCGGACUCGAGCACAUCGAAAAAACGCACGAAGGAUGUGGAGUUCAUAUACACGAAAUCAACAUUAACUGGUACAGCGACAAAACUCACGCGCUCAGUUUUGUACGAAAGCUAGAAUUCACAGAUGUGGAAAGCAUGAAGAAGUUCUCACAGAUUGUCGGUGACAAGGAAAAAUUCUCCUAUGGGUCAUGCGGACCGAAACCGAGGCGAUACCGGAUGCUUUUUCCCAUGCUAAGGCAUCUUAUUUUUGGAGCUCAAGACACCCCAGACCUCUCAAUAGUUCCAGUGCUCAAUCCACAUAUCAACCCUCGGUUCAUCUCCGAGGACCAUCGAUAUAGGCUUUCGGGAGGGAACAGAACUGAUCUCUCACUUGAUCUCGAUUUGCCUCGGGGGGGUACGAGAACCAUACAUACCUAUCUAGGGAGGGACAAGCAAUUCACGUCAUUCUUCGGUACACUUAGAGUACUUGCCCUAGAGCCUUCCCGCGAUAUCUCCACACCUCUGUUGAAUACCAGACUGUCCUCUGGUGAAAAGGAAGUCUUAUCUUCCAAAAAUCUCGAAUAUAUUCCGUUGGACUUCUCGUACAUCAUUGAAAAGGAAGCCACGAAUAUAGUCGAAAUGUUCAAAUGCUCAACUGGCGGAAUUGUAGACAGAGCGAAGAGGAAGAACUACUCAGGUCCCGUCAAGUUGCAAUACUGCGUUCCCUCAAGAUACACCUUUGGUCUCAGCUCGUUGGUAGACCAAAAGAUGAAGGAGGCUAUCGGGAAGGUAAAACCCGACCGCGGUUACUGGAGCAUAAAUGGUGAUGAAUAUGUGAGAAGGUGGCAAGAUUACGUGGAGAUUAUGGAUCUCGGAGGAUCGGAUGUCUGUGAGACUUGCGGCCAACAUUGA
Kwoniella botswanensis is the source of this 1161-nucleotide messenger RNA. RefSeq lists its product as uncharacterized. Lineage: Eukaryota; Fungi; Basidiomycota; Tremellomycetes; Tremellales; Cryptococcaceae. The coding region runs from base 1 to 1161 and encodes 386 amino acids. The record is from RefSeq and is a predicted model, not a curated record. The transcript has a single exon.